CCCAUCCAUCAAUCAGCGACGUCUACCUCUUGUUAGCUGGACGCUUAAACCCUCUCCCAACUCUCGAGCUAGCUGGUGCAUUGUCGUCUCUUCUCCAACAGCCAGCCAGCAUACGCGUGCAACCACCAUGGGAGAAGUCGCCGCCGAGCUGCUGUACAACAUGGCGCCGCUGGCCCUGUCCGGUGCCGGUGCCGGUGCCGGCGCCGAGGUCGGCAGCUGCGCGCCCCUGCUCGCGGAGCUCAGGCAACUGUGGGGGGAGAUAGGCAAGAGCAGGGAGGAGAGGGAGCGGAUGGUGCACGAGCUGGAGGCGGAGUGCACGCGGGUGUACCGCCGCAAGGUCGACGAGGCCACCGGCGAGCGCGCGCUGCUGCACCAGUCGCUCGCCGCCAGCGAGGCCGAGAUCGCCGCCCUCACCGCCGCCCUCGGCGCCGAAAACUCCACGCAGUUCAAGGUGAACAAAUGGACCGUGUCCCUGAACGAGCGGGUGUCAUCGGCGACGGCUCUGCUGGAAGAGCUGCGGGCGAUGAGAGCAGAACGGAGCAAGCAGUUCUCUGACAUCCGGUCGGAGAUCGAGAAGAUCAGCGCUGAAAUCGCAGGGCGGAGCCACGGCCAGGACAACUCCCCCAGGGCCGGCGACGCCCAUGACCUGACCAUCAGGAGGCUCAACGACUACAGGGCACGCCUGUCCACUCUUCAGAAAGAGAAGUCGGAGCGUCUGCACAAGGUGCUCGAGCACGUGACGGAGGUGCACUCGCUGUGCGACGUGCUGGGCGAGGACUUCAUCGCCAUCGUGAACGAGGUCCACCCGGGGCUGCACGAGGCCGACCCCGGCAAGCCCACCAGCAUCAGCGACACCACGCUCACCAGGCUCUCCCAGGUCGUCGCCAUGCUCACCUCCGAGAAGGCCAAGCGAGCAGCCAUGCUGCGGGAAGCCGUGGUGCCGCUGGUGGAGCUGUGGGAUCUCAUGGACUCGCCCGUGGAGGAGCGGCGGGGCUUCCAGAAGGCGGCGGCCGUCCUGAGGCCCGCCAAGGAGGAGGUCCUGUCCUCCGGCGUGCUGUCCAUGGCGAGCAUCAAGAGGACGGAGGAGGAGGUGGAGAGGCUGACGAGGCUCAAGGCCGGCCGGAUGAAGGAGCUGGUGCUCAAGCGCAGGCUGGAGCUGGAGAACAUCUGCCGGAGCAUGCACGUCGAGCCCGACGCCAGCACCGUGCCCGAGAAGUCCAUCGCGCUCAUCGACUCCGGCCUCGUGAACCCUUCUGAGCUGAUGGCCAGCAUCGACGACCAGAUAGCCAAGGCCAAGGAGGAGCAUCAGUCGAGGAAGGACAUCAUGGAGAAGAUCAACAAGUGGCUGCUGGCCUGCGAGGAAGAGAAAUGGCUCGACGACCACAACGUGGAUGAGAACAGGUUCAGCACCGGCAGGACUGCACGUCUGAACCUCAAACGCGCCGAGAAAGCCAGGGUCAUCAUCAUGAAGAUUCCAGCUAUUGUUGAUAACCUGAUGAGUCGAACGCUGGCAUGGGAGAGCGAAAGAAAGAAGCCUUUUCUGUACGACGGGGCUCGCCUGGUGGCCGUGUUGGAGGAGCACAAGCAAGCCAGGCUGCGGCAGGAGGAGGAGAGGAGGCGACUCCGGGAGCAGAAGAAGCUGCGCACUCUGUUCAGCGAGAAGGAGACGAUGCCGCGCCUCAAGAGGCCCAGCGGCAGCGGCGGCGGCGGCUUCAGCAGGACGCCGGACCCGAGUAGCAUGAACCGGAAGAGGGUCGACGCCGGCAGGCUCACGUGCUCCGCGCCGUCGAUGCGCAGCAGCAGCAGCGGCUCCAGCGGCGGCGGAGGCCGUUCCUCGGCCGAGCUCGACCGGCCGCGGUCGUCGGCGGCCGGGGCCGGGCGCUGCGGCGAGCUCCUGCAGGGCGCGCGGCGCCUGUCGGCAGCGUCGGCGUCGUCGUUCAACUACGUCGCCGUGGCCAAGGCGGGCGGCAGCAUGUCCUCGUCGCUGGCGUCGCUGUCCUGAACUCACCGAGCCGAUCGCGGCCGCUGCUCUCACAUUUUUUCUUCCUUUUUUUUCGUUCUUUGAUGGUAGGGGAAAUAGCAUGGCAGAAAAGAAUUUGGUAUCUUGUGUGUCUUGAAAUGAUGAUGUUGUUUUGCUGCCGGAACUUGUAAAUGCGAUUCAUGUUCUCUGAAGAAAUGACUUUAUCCUGCAACUUUUUUUUGGAACGAAAA
Aegilops tauschii subsp. strangulata is the source of this 2211-nucleotide messenger RNA. RefSeq names its product 65-kDa microtubule-associated protein 6. Gene Ontology annotation, biological process: microtubule cytoskeleton organization. The record is from RefSeq and is a predicted model, not a curated record. Lineage: Eukaryota; Viridiplantae; Streptophyta; Magnoliopsida; Poales; Poaceae. Gene Ontology annotation, cellular component: cytoplasm; spindle. Gene Ontology annotation, molecular function: microtubule binding.